Microtus ochrogaster (prairie vole) is the source of this 672-nucleotide messenger RNA. Its product is annotated as killer cell lectin-like receptor subfamily E member 1. The record is from RefSeq and is a predicted model, not a curated record. Gene Ontology annotation, biological process: positive regulation of natural killer cell mediated cytotoxicity; stimulatory C-type lectin receptor signaling pathway. Lineage: Eukaryota; Metazoa; Chordata; Mammalia; Rodentia; Cricetidae.
AUGAAUGAAAUGCCUAUGACCUGUCCUACCCUAAAUGUGAAAUCCCAGCAGAAGUGCAAAGCAAAGAAAAAUGUUAAGAAUACAUUUCAUUCAAAUGAAUUAUCAUUCAUUGAGCAGAGGGAAAAGCACCAAAAACAUAAGAAGCACAAAAACACAGCAGAAGACAUCUCUGGUGAAGAGAAUUUCUCACUUUUCCCAUGGAGACUCAUCUCUACUCUGCUCGGUGUCAUGUGCCUUCUCCUGAUGGCUGUAGCUGUAGCGGUGACUGUUUCUACUGCAAACUUAUCUUCAGAAAGAACAAUGACAGACAUUCCUUCCCUAGGACUUUAUCAUCCCUGCCCAGAGAACUGGGUCUGGCUCAGAUGCAGUUGUUAUUACUUCUCCAAAGAAAAGCUAAGCUGGAGAGAGAGUCAGCUGGCCUGCUUGUCUCUCGAUUCCAGUCUCAUAAGGAUUAGCAGUGAGGAGAUGGAUUUUUUUCAUUUGGAGUCUUUCUUUUGGGUUGGAAUUUACUAUAAUGGAACUAGCAAACAGUGGCGAUGGGAAAACGAUUCAGUUCUGUCCUCUGGGACGUUUUGUGGUUUUGGAACUGUUAUGCAAGACUCCUGUGCAUCUUAUAAAUCAAAAGGAAUUUGUUUUCUUGAAAAUUGUACAAAUAAACUGAAAUAUAUCUGC